Panicum virgatum (switchgrass) is the source of this 1011-nucleotide messenger RNA. Its product is annotated as prostamide/prostaglandin F synthase-like. The coding region runs from base 90 to 857 and encodes 255 amino acids. Lineage: Eukaryota; Viridiplantae; Streptophyta; Magnoliopsida; Poales; Poaceae. The transcript has 7 exons. Gene Ontology annotation, molecular function: antioxidant activity. The record is from RefSeq and is a predicted model, not a curated record.
CCCACUGGCGGCUCACCGGACACGCGCUCCUGGUCAGGCCUUGCCUCGGCACGUGCGCCUGCGUCCGUCCCCACCCCAGUUCUUUCUCCAUGGCGACGGCCAUCUCGCUCCGAGGCGCGCCACCGGCCGCUCCCCGCGCGCGCAACUCCGGCCGGCUCGUCCGAGUCUCUCCCCCGCAAGCUUCUCUCCCGCGCGGAGGGGCGCGCGUCGGCCGUCGCUCCCUGAGCGUCUCGGCUGCGGCGGCGGACUCCUCCAGUUUGCCGCCCGUCACCGGCGCGCCCGCGUGGGACGCCCUCGGCGGCGUCUCCGUCCUCGCCGCGGGCACCGGCGACGCCGUCCCGCUGACGGACCUGUGGGACCCCACCGAGGGGGUGGCCGUGGUGGCGCUGCUGAGGCAUUUCGGGUGCUUCUGCUGCUGGGAGCUGGCCUCGGUUCUGAAGGACUCCAUGGCGAAGUUCGACUCGGCCGGGGCUAGGCUGAUCGCCAUCGGCGUCGGCACUCCCGACAAAGCUCGCAUCCUCGCCGACCGGCUGCCGUUUCCUGUUGAUUUCUUGUACGCGGACCCCGAUCGCAAGGCUUACAACGUGCUGGGACUGUACCAUGGUUUGGGUCGGACGCUCUUCAGUCCAUCUAGUGCAAAUAUAUACUCGAGGCUCGACUACAUCAAGAAGGCGACGAAGAACUACACCCUGGAAGGCACCCCAAACGACCUGACCGGUGUCCUGCAGCAGCAGGGUGGAAUGUUCGUGUUCAGAGGGAAGGAGUUGCUGUACGCAUGGAGAGACGAAGGCACAGGCGACCAUGCUCCUCUGGACGAUGUGCUCAGCGCCUGCCGCAAUGUUCUUUUUUUGAAAUAAAUGCCGCAAUGUUCCAGUCGCUUGAUACUUCCCCCCUUUUGUUAGCCGGAUGUGCAAGGCAAUGCAUGUGCCGGAUACUAGCUAGACUGAAAAACGGCUCUGUUAAAAAAAACCGUUCUGUUCAUCCAUCGGACGCAGUACUGAAGUUGCUAAA